This is a messenger RNA of Mangifera indica (mango), 813 nucleotides long. Its product is annotated as LOB domain-containing protein 16-like. Gene Ontology annotation, cellular component: nucleus. Gene Ontology annotation, biological process: positive regulation of DNA-templated transcription; hormone-mediated signaling pathway. NCBI's taxonomy places the organism in Eukaryota, Viridiplantae, Streptophyta, Magnoliopsida, Sapindales, Anacardiaceae. The record is from RefSeq and is a predicted model, not a curated record. The transcript is spliced from 2 exons. Bases 111 to 731 code for a protein of 206 amino acids.
ACCUUGAAGUCUUUGAUUUAUAUGCACCAUUUCCUAGUGUGCUCGUGUGCCCUUAAAUUAUUUUCCAUUUUUAAGAUUCUCUUCUCCUUCUUCUGUCUCUUAAUUAUCAUAUGGCAUCGUCUGGGAAUAGCAGUGGCUCUCCUUGUGGUGCAUGUAAAUUUCUCAGGCGAAAAUGCGCAUCAGAUUGUAUUUUUGCACCUUAUUUUUGCUCCGAACAAGGCCCUGCACGGUUCGCUGCCAUUCAUAAAGUUUUUGGUGCCAGUAAUGUGUCUAAAUUGUUGUUGCAUGUUCCUGUGGCUGAUCGUUAUGAGGCUGUUGUCACAAUUGCCUAUGAAGCUCAGGCUCGGAUUAGAGAUCCUGUUUAUGGUUGUGUUGCACACAUCUUCGCCUUGCAACAACAGGUGGCAAUUUUGCAAGCUCAAUUGAUGCAACUGAAGGCUCAACUGGGUCAGAAUAGAAUGGAUCCGAGGAACAUGGAGAAUCAAUAUUGGCUGGGAAACACAGGGGGGGUGUCAUCGUUUCCUGCUAAUUAUCCAACUUACAUGAAUUCAAUAUCGCCACAAAGCUCAUUCGAAUCAGCAGAUCGCAACAACGAUGGGAUGAAUAUGCAAGAAAUAGAGAGCUGCAGAGAAGAAUUUUCAUUUCAAGCUUUUGCAAAUAAGAAGAGGCCGUGUAAUAGUACUGAUUUGGGUGAGCUUCAAGCACUUGCUCUUAGAAUGAUGAGAAAUUAAUUUCAAUAAUGUUUCUUCCUGAAAAUGAUGCUCCCCAAAUUAUGUAUAUACUCAGACUAUCCAAAACUUUAGUAUAAUUUGA